AUGCACUAUACCUCGGUAGGCGGAAGGCAAAGGAGGCGGCAUGCCCAUCCUGUUCUCACCAUAAGGCCGCAGCAGGUGUCAGUGUCCAGGAAGGUAUUCAUUCAGCGAGACUACAGCAGUGGCACACACUGCCAGUUCCAGACCAAGUUGCCUGUGGAGCUGGAGAACCUGAUUGAUAGGCAGCAGUUUGAAGAAACAGUUGGAACUCUAAAUAACCUUUAUGCAGAAGCAGAGAAGCUUGGGAGUCAAUCAUAUCUUGAAGGCUGUUUGGCUUGCUUAACAGCCUACACCAUCUUCUUAUGCAUGGAAACUCAUUAUGAGAAGGUUGUGAAGAAAGUGUCCAAAUACAUUCAAGAGCAGAAUGAGAAGAUAUAUGCUCCCCAAGGCCUCCUCCUGACAGAUCACAUUGAGAGAGGACUUCGAGUUAUUGAAAUCACCAUUUAUGAAGACAGAGGCAUGAGCAGUGGGAGAUAAACCAUCGAAUUAAAGAUCUCUCCUCCAGCUGGGACCCUCAUCUAUUCACUGGCCGAUCACAGAGUGUCCCCUACCUCCUCCCCAGAGCAUCAUUCCUUUGUAUCUGCUGCCAGAGCCACGGUGCCAUUUACUCCAAGGACUAACUUUCUAAAAUUCCACACCUGGAGUGACCUCUGGUCACUCAGCAUCCACUUUGUGUCUCCAAAUUGUGUAGGACUCUGUAAUCUCUUGAUUAGUUUCUGAGAAAACACAAUGAAGCAUUUCACUUUUUUUAUUCAAAGCCGUUAAUAAAAUAAGCCAUUAGUCAGCUCAAAACAAAAUUCAUUUCUUACCUGCCACCAGGACAGUGGUUCUCUCAUUCCUGGGGCCAGCUUCCCAGGUGGCUUGAGACUUCAGUGAGUCCCAUCUUAGCCAGUGUUCAGUGUUAUUUCCCCCAAAUUCAGAAAAUGCUUUUCUCCGGGAUUUUG
Molecule: messenger RNA, 941 nt
Organism: Panthera uncia (snow leopard)
Lineage: Eukaryota; Metazoa; Chordata; Mammalia; Carnivora; Felidae
Product: golgin subfamily A member 7-like
Exons: 1
Coding region: 1-474 (157 amino acids)
Biological process (GO): peptidyl-L-cysteine S-palmitoylation; Golgi to plasma membrane protein transport; protein targeting to membrane
Cellular component (GO): Golgi stack; palmitoyltransferase complex
Source: RefSeq, a predicted model, not a curated record